AAGCUGCAGUCGGCGGCCAUUUUCUUCCAGGAACCGGCUGAUGUUGUUGUUCUUCGCUUCCCUCCCGCGUCUCUCGCUGCCAAGGGAGGCCUUCCGAGCCACUCGGGAAGGCGGGGGAGGAUAGUGCGAGGCAGGAAGGCCUCAGGGAAGCGCCGGAAGGAAGGGGAAGGAGGCCGGGCCUUGGGCCUGGGGCGGACCAUGAAGGCCGGGCCCGCUGCUCGCUCUCUCUGCACGGGAGGAGGAUAGUUAGGCCGCGCCUCGCCAUGUUCAGCUUUGAGGGGGAGUUCAAAACCAGGCCCAAGGUGUCCCUCGGAGGGGCCAGUAAGAAGGAGGAAAAGGCAUCUCUUUUGCAUCGUACACAGGAGGAAAGACGGAAGCGAGAGGAAGAAAGGAGAAGACUGAAAAAUGCGAUAAUUAUCCAGUCUUUUGUUCGAGGGUACAGGGACAGAAAACACCAAUAUGCCAUUCAGAGGAGUGAAUUUGAUCGCUAUGCUAAUUUAACACAGUCUGGAGGAAGCUUCUCCACUGCCAAUGGAUCAAAUCUAACUCUCCUAGUUCGUCAGCUUCUAUUUUUCUAUAGGCACAAUGAGGAUUCUAAACGUUUAAUAUGGAUAUGUCAGAACUUGAUUAAACAAAAUGCUCAGUUUGUGAAGCAGCUUGAUGGCCCGGACAAACUUACAUGCCUCUUCCAGAUAAAAAGACUACUGGGCUUAUGCUGCAGAUUGCUACAGAACUGCAAUGAUGACAGUCUGAAUGUUGCACUUCCUAUGAGGAUGCUUGAAGUAUUUUCAUCUGAGAAUACCUAUUUGCCUGUUUUACAAGAUGUUAACAAGGUAGCAUCAGUAAUUGAACAAAUCUUGCACUACGUGAUUCAGAAAGGAUACUAUAGAUCGCUUUAUUUGCUAAUAAAUAACAAGCUUCCAUCAAGUAUUGAGUAUUCCGAUGUGUCUCGGGUUCCUAUUGCAAAAAUAUUGCUAGAAAAUGUUCUGAAGCCAUUGCACUUUAAUUAUAUCUCCUGUCCUGAAGAUGCCAGGCAACAGAUCUUUGCUGCUUUUACAGAUGAGUUUCUGGCAGCACCUUUUACAGACCAGAUAUUCCAUUUCAUCAUUCCAGCACUUGCAGAUGUGCAGACUUGCUUCCCUUAUGAACUUUUUCUGAAUGCACUAUUGUUAACAGAAAGCAGGCGUUCAAGGAAAAGUGAGAGAGCUCCUUGGCUUUUUUACUUUGUCCUGACAGCUGGUGAAACAUACUUAGGAUCUCUUUCUGAAGAAGGGCUACUAGUGUAUUUGCGGGUACUCCAGAUGUUUCUUUCUCAGUUACCCGUAUCUACAUCAGGUUCAGAUUGUCAGGAUUCAACUAGUGACUCUGAAGAUGAAGAAAUUAAUAAGACAACUUCCAUGCCUGGAGAUGGAAGAAUAUCAGUCCAGUAUAUAACUGACGAAUGUCUUUCCAAGUUGGAUACUAAACAGCAGACAAACACCCUGCUAAAUAUGGUUUGGAGGGAUUCAGCUAGUGAAGAGGUCUUCACCCUAAUGGCUUCCAUCUGCCACACACUAAUGGUGCAACACCGAAUGAUGGUGCCAAAAGUCAGACUUUUAUAUAGCUUAGCUUUUAAUGCCAGGUUCCUGAGGCAUCUUUGGUAUUUAAUCUCCUCAAUGACAACACGAAUGAUUACUGGGUCGAUGGUGCCCCUCCUUCAGGUGAUAUCACGUGGCUCACCUAUGUCUUUAGAAGAUUCUAGUCGGAUCAUCCCUCUCUUUUACCUUUUCAGCUCCUUGUUUAGUCACUCGCUUAUCUCUAUACAUGAUACUGAAUUCUUUGGUGAUCCCAUAGACGUUGUAGGCCAAAGACAAUCAUCAAUGAUGCCUUUUACAUUGGAAGAACUGGUAAUACUAUCACGAUGUCUUCGAGAUGCUUGCUUAGGAAUAAUUAAAUUGGCAUACCCAGAAACAAAACCAGAAGUUCGAGAAGAAUACAUUGCAGCUUUCAGAAGUGUUGGUGUUACCACAAAUACAGAAAUGCAACAGUGCAUCCAGACAGAACAGAAGCGGUGGAUUCAACUCUUUAAGGUAAUCACUAAUUUAGUGAAAAUGUUGAAAUCGAGAGACACAAGAAGGAAUUUUUGUCCACCAAAUCACUGGCUAUCAGAACAGGAAAACAUUAGAGCAGAUAAGGUUACACAGCUUUAUGUGCCCUCAGCCAGACAUGUAUGGCGAGUGAGACGAAUGGGAAGAAUAGGACCAUUACAAUCUACUUUGGAUGUGGGCUUGGAUCCAGCACCUCUUUCUGUGUCAGAGGAACGACAACUUGCAAUAUUGACUGAGUUACCUUUUGUGGUUCCCUUUGAAGAACGAGUAAAGAUCUUUCAAAGACUGAUCUAUGCUGAUAAACAGGAGGUUCAAGGAGAAGGUCCAUUUCUGGAUGGAAUCAAUGUCACCAUCAGAAGAAAUUAUAUUUAUGAAGAUGCAUAUGACAAACUUUCCCCUGAAAACGAACCUGAUUUGAAAAAAAGAAUCCGUGUUCAUUUACUCAAUGCACAUGGUCUAGAUGAAGCUGGUAUUGAUGGUGGUGGGAUAUUUCGGGAAUUUCUGAACGAACUACUUAAAUCAGGAUUUAACCCAAACCAGGGUUUUUUUAAGACCACUAAUGAAGGACUGCUUUAUCCUAAUCCUGCUGCACAGAUGCUUGUGGGAGACUCAUACGCAAGGCAUUACUACUUCCUUGGUCGGAUGCUUGGAAAGGCUUUAUAUGAAAACAUGCUUGUUGAGCUUCCAUUCGCCAGUUUUUUCCUUUCUAAGUUGUUGGGGACGAGUGCAGAUGUGGACAUUCAUCACUUGGCUUCACUGGAUCCUGAAAUGUACAAGAACCUGCUUUUCCUUAAGAGUUAUGAAGGAGAUGUCGAAGAACUCGGACUGAACUUUACUGUGGUGAAUAAUGACUUAGGAGAAGCACAGGUGGUUGAACUGAAGCCCGGUGGGAAGGACAUUCCUGUCACUAGUGCCAACCGAAUUGCAUACAUCCAUCUUGUGGCUGACUACAGGUUAAACAAACAGAUCAGACAGCAUUGCCUUGCAUUUAGACAAGGUCUGGCUAAUGUUGUUAAUCUUGAGUGGCUUAGAAUGUUUGAUCAACAAGAAAUCCAGGUUUUGAUAUCUGGUGCACAAGUUCCUAUUUGUCUAGAUGACCUGAGAAAUUUCACCAACUAUUCAGGUGGUUAUUCUGCCGAUCAUCCAGUGAUCAAAAUCUUUUGGAGAGUUGUAGAAAGCUUCACUGAUGACGAAAAACGUAAAUUAUUAAAGUUUGUGACAAGCUGCUCACGACCUCCACUCUUGGGGUUCAAGGAGUUAUAUCCUGCUUUUUGCGUACACAAUGGAGGCUCUGAUUUAGAGCGACUUCCCACUGCCAGUACUUGCAUGAAUUUAUUGAAGCUUCCAGAGUUCUAUGAUGAAAACCUUAUGAGGAGUAAGCUGCUUUAUGCCAUUGAAUGUGCUGCUGGAUUUGAGCUGAGUUGAACGGAAGUUUUAACCAAACGCUCUGUUGAGGAAUUCGAAUCAGUGCCUACUCCACGUGCAGCACCCAUGCCGGGCAGGUUAAGGGAAACCCACGUAGGUUUGUGCAGCUCAUUUUACCUGUCAAUAUUCGUUAAGUAAGUUUCAGUUUUUACACAAGACAUUAAUUUGCCAUUGUUCAUUAGCAUUUAUAUGCAUUGACGCUACCUUGUUUGGAUCGAGAAUAACGAACGCUGUGUGCAAUAUGGUAGGCUUUCUGAGAAGGAACAUAUAUGGGCACAGUAACAUCUGAGUGAAUAUAACCAAAGAUGAAGCUUUGGCUUUGUGCUGUUCGAAUACAAAUAAUACCACAAGCUGGCAAUAAAGCAACGUAACAAAGCAACACAAGGGGAAGAGACAGUGUCCUUGGAGCAGGAAGAAAAUGGCUAACAAGUGACCUGGAACUUUGAGAGUCUAGAAUACGGUUAUUCCACCUCUUUUGAAGUGGCAGAAAUUGUUUACAAGUGUUUCUGCAACUGCAGUCUGUUGUGACUCGGAAAAAAUGCAUUUAUAUUAUUACCAUGGUAGUCAGUGGUAGGUGUUGAGAGAGAAAUUUGUCACUUGUGUUUUUCUUUUUAAAUACUUUCAGUAAUCUGAAUGGGCAUGCUUGUUCUUCAGUUACUAUCUUAAAAGUGUGUCAUGAUCAAUUGGACAUUGUUUAAAAACUGUGUGACUGUCCUUGGUUUUUUUUUACCCCAUGACUUCCUUUUCUGUGCCUGUAGAAUAUUUUUUAAUGUGUCAGAAUUUUUUGGCAUAUAGAAUAUCCACAGUGCUUCUGACUGGAGAGAGCAAAUCCUUGUAAUAACAAUUAAAACAUGUUUGAACUGAAGCAUCAGGCUUUUAUCCUUUCUAUUUGAAAAUUUGCACAUGGUCCCAUGUCCUCUUUAGCUUCCUCCCCUGGAUUAGCCAGUUGAUGUAAAAACAGAGCUGUCCUCUAUUGUCAUGAAUAAGCAAUGCGUCUGUUUGCUCAGUUCAGGGAUUGGCUUCAAUGUUGUGGUGGAUUGCCAAGGGAAACAUUGUACUCUCAUCACAAAAGAGGCCUUUCAGAAAUGGUCACAACACUGGGUCAACCUGUGUCUUCAUGUGCAAUUCUCACUAAAUUAUUUUAUAAUAUAAUUGGAAAUAGAAAUCAUUAGCUGGCAAAAUCAAGUGCACCCUUUAACGUCAACUGAAAGAGACCGAAGAACUUUACAUUUGGGGGCUGCUCUGUUGGGGGUCCUCUUGACUGAAAACCUAUUUUACUGCUGAAGAAGCUCCUGGAUUUCACAUUUAAUUAGCAGUGAACAGCAAUAUAUUUUAAAUGUGCAGAACAGCUCUUGGGUGAUUUUAAGGUGUUUACUAGUGUUAGUACAAAAAUGUAUAAUUUCACGAUCUGGAUAAGAAAUGAAGUGUUGAAAAAUACUAUUUGUAGUCUCCAUGUACAGAAAUAAAGGAAUUGUUUUCUUUUUA
Molecule: messenger RNA, 4997 nt
Organism: Anolis carolinensis (green anole)
Lineage: Eukaryota; Metazoa; Chordata; Lepidosauria; Squamata; Anolidae
Gene: ube3c
Product: ubiquitin protein ligase E3C
Exons: 23
Coding region: 264-3512 (1082 amino acids)
Biological process (GO): protein polyubiquitination; ubiquitin-dependent protein catabolic process
Molecular function (GO): ubiquitin protein ligase activity; protein binding
Source: RefSeq, a predicted model, not a curated record